Messenger RNA from Magnolia sinica, 814 nucleotides. RefSeq names its product protein XRI1-like. NCBI's taxonomy places the organism in Eukaryota, Viridiplantae, Streptophyta, Magnoliopsida, Magnoliales, Magnoliaceae. The record is from RefSeq and is a predicted model, not a curated record. Bases 7 to 726 code for a protein of 239 amino acids. Gene Ontology annotation, biological process: female meiotic nuclear division; male meiotic nuclear division. The transcript is spliced from 4 exons.
UUAUGUAUGAACCCUUCAGUCAUGCAAGCCACACCUUUCUCAAUGGCCCAUUCAUCGACCGGAUAUCUUCAAGACGCUAUAAUCGAAUGGACGGAUCGCUGCAAGCGACGCCGCGUGAUGUUAUUCGACCAUGAUCAAGUAGGUCACAGAUCGGAUGGCCUUCUCCACGAUUAUUGGAAUGCGGAUUUUAAUGAAGACCCAUUUGAGAAUUUCAAUACCUUGAGCCAGGAAAGUGAUAUUAAUGUAAUUUCAGAUGAUCUUUUAAACUCUUCAAUCAGCAGCAUUAGCAAUGGGACGAUACCAUCAUCGACGGAGAUGAAGACACAUGAAGACUCAGCGUCGGAACAUGAACAUUUUUCUCCUAGGUCUUCUUAUAAAGAUUCAACGCCUAAGAUCCCAGAUGAAAAGGACACUUUGAUUUCAAAGAAUCCAAUCUCUUCAGUGGGCCAUCGUCGUCGGAUCAAGAAAAACGUGGGGAUGAGAGUGGCCUACCCAUUUGCCGUGGUGAAACCCGGCGGGAUCGACGGCGGUGUGACCCUCGACGACAUCAACGAGCGGAUCCUUAUGCGACCGACGCGGCCCGUCCGCCAUCCGGUCGGAGAAUUCGCAUGCUUCCCAUGUGUGUCCAUGGAUGGGCAUGGCCCAUCAGGAAAAGCUGUGGCGGCUCUCACAAGAAUCCACACACAAGGGAGAGGUACAAUCACCAUCAUAAGAACCAAAGGCUGAGAUACAGUUUCAUGAUACAUUGUAUAGAUUUUGUAAAAAUAUAUAUAUAAUCUGGACCAUGUAUGUAUCCAUGCACAUAUUUUUCUUG